Rotaria sp. Silwood2 is the source of this 3211-nucleotide messenger RNA. The record is from the annotation of a GenBank genome assembly. NCBI's taxonomy places the organism in Eukaryota, Metazoa, Rotifera, Eurotatoria, Philodinida, Philodinidae.
AUGUUACUCGCUUUUUCAGACUAUGUUAUUUACCUCAAGCCGGCUCACCAGAAUACAACAAGUCCAUUAUCAUCCAAUGAAACUUGCCCACCAUCUCCCAAUAACUACACUUAUGGUUGGCAUUUUGUCCUCAAGGGCAAUACAGCAAAAUUCAUAUCUAUCACUUGCUACUUCGCAAUUGCACAAGCCGUUAGUGCAACGUAUAAUCCACCAAGUAAAGAUUCUUAUCUGUAUACACCAACAGCCGAUACUCUCUACAACUGUCAGGCAAACGUAACGGAUAAUUCUGUUACCGAGAUUAUUUUGAGUCAUGUCUGCGUCCCAAAUGGUGAUACAACUACAACCACAACUACAACUACAACUACAACUACAACUACAACUACAACUACAACUACAACUACAACUACAACUACAACUACAACUACAACUACAAGUAAGACGAUUUUUCUGUUUCAAGAUGCUCAAGAAAUUAGUGCACUGAAUUGUUCUUCAUAUUGAGAGAUCAAUGUAUCAGAUAGAUUUUUGCCACUCACAAGUCUCUACAUACUGAGAUAUUAUUUUGAAGAAAUAAUGUGUGAGUUUGAUAAUUAAGAGAAGUUAUUCAUUAUCAAAAGACCUGCAAAAACUAGACUUCAUAUUACUCAUAAUAAUAGAAAAAAUACAAAAUAAAUAUCUAAGUUUUUCUUUUGAUAAAAUAAGCAACAGCCCAAACUGAAAAGCAUUGGAUACAAUAUGCUGUGUGAUAAAAUCAUCGGUUUUAAGCUUCGAAAAAACGUUAGCUGGAAUGAAUACAUUUUAAUAGUAUUUAACUCUAUCAGCUAACUGAAAUUAUUGUGUGAAAGAAAUUAUUUUCGUUAGUAGACGUAUGAAUAACACUCGAAAUCAUAAAAAAUCUUAUUUUCAAGGUCCUUCAUACUUUCUUGAACAUCUUGGUGAAAACUAAUACAGCAACAGUUAUUCGUGUCGAUCAUUUCUGAUUCUUAUCUAACAUCGAUUGACUUUUCCUACAAGAUCUUUAAUUUCGAUAGAACAAUGUUAUACUAAUCAUAGUCCAGUAAAAAAAAGUCCUUAGCUUCAAAUUUUCAUUUCAUUUCAAAUAAUUAUCUCUACUUCGCAAAGUUCAUAAAAUGUCACUUACUUUAUUGAAAUCAGCCAACUUUCCUAUACUUUCGCAAAGACUCAUCAAUCAUCCUGUUUUCUGAUUAACUCAAAAAUAGAAAAAACAAACCUUCAAAAAACGCUGAAAAAUAUUUCAUUUCCGUCAUAAAGUUCAAACAAGAAUAUCUCAUAUAACAUAAUAGAUGUUGAUUAUAAAUUCCUCUAGUUUUUUACUCUGAACAUAAAAUCUUGAAUGCAGUAUGAAUAGAAAGUUAUAAAAAUUUAAACUAGAUUUUAUGACUGCAAGCGUGAGCAUGGGCUCUAGGUGCCGGUAUCAAUCUUCUACUCUUUUAUAACGACCCAGACUCACACUCUCAUAAUGCUCAAGAAGAAAAGUACAUUUAUGAAGAGAGAGUGGGUGUAGAUAUAGUUUUUGAUCUACACUCACAGUCAUACCCUAAGAUAAGGAUGUAUAAGAUAAGAAUGUGCCGAUCGAAGUGUUCGAAUUAUUUUGUAUACGUUUCAACGUAUUAAACGAAGUAAACUACACAGUAGAAUUUAUUAGAUUUAGAUGGAAUGAUUGUAGAUGUAUAAGAAAGACAUACAUUGUAACAGGUCAGAACAGCUUGAGAAUUUAUUAUUAUCGUUUUCCAUCAAAAUGAUAAACUAGAUGGAGUCUUGAAAAGUAUUCGGCAUUUUUUAAGCUACAGGAAAAUACUAUAUAGAAACAUGAAAAGCUGAUCAUUUGAAUACUACAACAUCCUUACUAUUACUAUGAAUAAUGACAAAAUAUACUUUAAGUUCAAGAACAUGAUCAAACCAUUCGUUUAGAAAAUUGACGAUUUGAAUGCCUAGAUGCCGUAACAUUUUUCAAAAUCUGAUUGUAUCAAAACGAUCAGUUCUGUAGAGUGUAUAAAUCGGAAAUUUUUAAGAAACCAAGGAUUAUAGAAUAGCUAUGCAGAAUGUAGUGAUUUUCGUGCAAAAUCAUAACAUUUAUUUCGAGCUUUCAAUAAUAUAUAUGUAUCAUCAUCGAAUAAUCAUCAAAUAAAAAACUCAAGUCAAUUCUCUCUGUAACCUGUUAAUGAUUGUUUACUAAAUGGCAUGAUCAAUACAACUUGUCUAAGUAUAAUACUGUUAAGUUUUUGACAUACUUUUCAAUUACAUCGAAAAGUGUGAGAACUACAAAGCCCAUUCAAAGCAUCAUUUGAUGCAGUUUAUCACAUUCUAUUGAUGCAAUAAGAAUAAGGUUUUCUGAUUGAAGUCUCGAAUUUCUAGGAGGUUUCUACCAUUUAUAAAAUGCCAAUUUCUCUCUAAAGUAUUUCUCCCAACGAAAUGUUGCUAUAACCGAUUUUCUAGGGCAUUGAAAGGACUUUGGAGUAGUAAGAUAAAAUUUUAUAAAACCUAAUUUUUCCUAGACAGAAAAUACAGAAAAACAAACGUAAUGGUGUUACAUAGUUUUUCAUGACUGAUGUUGAGACAUUUCACCUGUACAGAAAUAUUUGAUUUUCAUAAAUAUUGAUCUUUUCUAUGUGUCUAAUAUUCUAUGGAAGUAGCAAGUUCUGGCAUUCGAUGGAAACUCAUUAAAUAUACAGGAAACUGGAAAUUUUACAAGAAUGUAUAAGCUACUCUUUGAAAUUAAACUCAAACAUAAAUAGACAUAAUAGUGAGAUUCAAUGAAAUUAAAAUUUGAUAGAGAGGAACAUUGAAAUAAUUGAUUAAUCAUAUCUUUCUCUCUACCACCUCUCUUUUAUUUACUCUUUCGUAGAAGAAAAUCGAGUUGCUUUCACAAAAACGAUAAAAAAAUAAUCAAAAGAAUGACUAAGAAAAAGAUACGGUAGAAAAAGUUGGAAUUUCGUUUUUUUAAUGUCGUUUCUACUUCAUAAUAUGUGGAACAUAAAGAAAAAAAAGCUGUUAGCGCAAUCCCUUGCGGGAUUAAAAAUGUGAAACACGAUGGCUCUAUUAUUACUAAUUAAAUGGAAAUCCUUUUCUUCCAUUACGAUGCGAUACAUUUGUAGCUAACCGUUAAUCUGAUGCUUUACAACUACAGUUUCUCUGUCACGGUCUGUGAUGGGUACCUGAAUUCUCUGUCACGGUCUGCGGUGGGUACCGGGGG